Empidonax traillii (willow flycatcher) is the source of this 1730-nucleotide messenger RNA. RefSeq names its product zinc finger protein 628-like. The record is from RefSeq and is a predicted model, not a curated record. Bases 92 to 1258 code for a protein of 388 amino acids. Lineage: Eukaryota; Metazoa; Chordata; Aves; Passeriformes; Tyrannidae. The transcript is spliced from 2 exons.
AGUAGAUUCAGAAAAGCCAGAGAAGGACUCGUGCGUGGGCCGGCUGGCAGCCUGCCAGCGAAAUGCCACCCGGGAAUUCUACUCCUGCCCUAUGUGCAGCAAAAACUUCCUGCUGAAGAUCAACUUCCUCAUCCACCAGCACAGCCACAGCAAGUCGGCUCCCUACUUCUGCGUGCACUGCGACCGCCACUUCAUGUCCAAGAAGAAAAUCAGGCGGCACCUGCGGGCCUGGGCGGCCAGCGGGACGUGCCAGCCCUCGGAGCCGGAGCUGUGUCCCAGCCAGACACCGUGUCCAACCUCCCAGCCCCAAACACAGGUGGCCAACGGGACGUGCCAGGCCCCGGAUGCUCAGGUGUGUCCCGGGCAGGUGCCGUGCCCGACAUCCCAGCCUCAGGCCCUGGUGCCCAACGGCACCUGCCAGCCCUCGGAGCCUGCGGUGUGUCCCAGCCAGGUGCCGUGCCCGACAUCCCAGCCCCAAAUCUUUGUGGCCAGUGGGACCUGCCAGGGCUCAAAGCCAGAGAAGUGUCCCAGCUGGACACUGUGCCCAACGUCCCAGCCCCAAACCUGGGCAGCCAACAGGACCUGCCAGGCCUCAGAGCCGGAGGCGUGUCCCAACCAGGUGCUGUGCCCAACGUCCCAGCCCCAAACCUGGGCAGCCAACAGGCUGUGCCAGCCCUUGGAGCUGGAGGCGUUUCCCAAUCAGACACCGUGCCCACCAUCCCAGCCCCAAGCCUGGGUGGCCAGUGGGACCUGCCAACCCCUGAAUCAGCCAGAGGCGUGUCCCAGUCGGACACCGUGCCCGACCUCUCAGCCCCAAGCCCUGAGCAGGGACUGUGGCGCGGUGUGGGAGAAGCCCAGCCCUGCCAGGUGCCCUCUGUCCCCUGGGAAAAUGCUGUACACAUGCAGCGAGUGCCUGGAGAACUUCUCCAGCCAGAGCUUCCUGACGGUGCACCAGCGCCGGCACUCCGGCCGCCACCUCAUGCUGUGCCCCUGCUGCAACCAGAGCUUCACCUGCAUCUCCGACUUCGUCCGGCAGCACUGGGCGCACACGGGCGUCCGGCCCCACCAGUGCGGGAUCUGCCAGAAGACUUUCAAGAGGUUCUACCACCUCAAGGUGCACCGCAGGACCCACAUGCGGCAGAACCGGCCGCUCCCCUGCGCCGCCCCGCUGUCCGUCCCGGCGGGAACCGCGCCAGGAGACGGGGUGGGAAGCCAGGGUGUGACCUCCCAGGGGUGCUGUGCUGCUGCUGGACCCUGAGGGGUCCUCCCGGGAAUGGGAGGCUGCUCUUGGACCUCGGGGUGUACUCUCAGGGAUGGGAAGCUGCUCUUGGACCUCGAGAUGUCCUCCCAGGAAUGUAACGUGGCUGGUGGACUUUGAAGUGUCCUUCCAAGAAUGGAAUGCUGCUGAUGGACCUCGAGGUGACCUCCCAGGAAUGGAAUGCUGCUGAUGGACCUUGAAUUGACCUCCCGGAGAUGGGAAGCUGCUUAUGGACUUAGAGGUGUCCUCCUGGGCACAGGAAGUUGCUGCUAAACGUGGAGGUGUCCUCCCGGGGAUGGGAAGCUGCUGUUGGAACUUGAGGCGUCCUACCGGGAAUGGGAUGCCACUGCUGAGCCUCAGAGUGACCUCCUGGGAAUGGGAGGUCACUGCUGGACCUUGAAGUGACCUUCUGAGGAUGGGAAGCUGCUGUGGGCCUUCUCCUUUCCUCCCCUCUCUCUCUCCAACCUCUCUG